Molecule: messenger RNA, 662 nt
Organism: Lingula anatina
Lineage: Eukaryota; Metazoa; Brachiopoda; Lingulata; Lingulida; Lingulidae
Source: RefSeq, a predicted model, not a curated record
GAUGAGUGAUAGAGUUUCAACUCUAGCUAUAAGGGUUGAAAAGCUUUCUAACGAUGAAAAUCCGUCACUUGAUAUGUGGGCAAGGAAAUGGGCAGCGUUCAUAAACCACAUGGAUGUUAACGGAGAUGGAAAGAUGGAUGAAUACGAAUUUGUCAAUAUGACGGCAGCAAGAGUGAGAGCAAUCACGGAGUCUGCAGAGAAGGAGGAGGAGAUAAAAGUGUUCUUAAAGGAAACUUGGAACAAAUGGUGGAACGGUUUUAUGAAUGCAGAAAACUUAAAAAGUUUUUCAGCAGAUGACGUUAUUUCAACCGAGGCUAAAACCAGAGCAAAGAUGGUUGAUAUGCAACACUUGAUCAUGGAAGUCAAAUGGUCGCAUACUUUUUUCGAGCUCGUGGACACAGAUGGGAAUGACUGUCUGAACAAAACAGAGCAUGCAAAUUUUCUGAAGAUAUUCCGCGUCCCAUUUUCCUCGGCUCUUUUCUCUGAAGCAGAUACCAACAGCGACGGCGCUAUAAGCAAAAGUGAAAUGAUAAUAAAGGAGUUAGCCUGGGUAAUAGACAACAGUGGAGAGGGGGCGGAUUUUUACGGGAAAAUACAGUAAUUCCACGUCUACCAUUUAGUUGGAACGGGCUACAUAAAGCAAUAAUAUUGGUAUUGGUUUU